AUGCAUAAGCUCUCUGUGCUCACCGUGUUGUUCCUAGUCACUGUCCACGUCGCCAGUGUGACUGUCGAAGAACCUCAGACUGUUUUGAACAUUCCUAUUGCUGGACAAACCAUCACUGUCGAAGAACCUCAGACUGUUCUGGACAUUCCUAUUGCUGGACAAACCAUCAACGACGAGCCUUCUGGGAAAUGGUACAAGUUUAAUUCGACUAUCAAGCGUGUUGCAGUGAUUGGAGCUGGUCCCGCGGGGCUACAAGCUGCAGCUACUUUUAUGAAACACAAUUUUACUGUUCGAUUAUUUGAUCGAGCACCAGGUCCUGGUGGUAACUGGCUGUAUUCAGACGAGAUUCCUGUUCGUGAGUCGUAUCCUGAUGCACCAGCUGUCGAAGAACACUGGAUACCGGAAGCACUUCCCGCUUCAGAAUAUUACAAUGAAGGGGAUGAUGAUUUGACUCUGGACAGUCGCUGGCGAGAACAUUGGCAGCCGCGUUCAAUCUGGGAUAGUCUACACACGAAUUCUCCUGCAGUGAUCACAGAGCUUCCAGACGUACCUUAUCCUCCCGACCAUUCGUGGGUAAUCUCCGCCCAUACCAUAGGAGCUCACGUUCGUGCAUACGCCUCCAUCCACAACCUCAACGCCAAUGACAACUCCUCUGUACACUCCUAUUCCACCCGUGUGGAAAAACUCAGCAAGAGACUAGACGGCAACGGAUGGACAUUGACAUUAAAACAUCUCAAAAAAUUGGAAGAGCCAGAUCGUUUGAAGGCGACGUGGUGGACUGAAGACUUUGAUGCGGUAUUUGUUGCUCCAGGUCCAUAUACCUCGCCUCACGUACCGGAGAUUGAUGGAUUAUUACAAUGGAGCAAUGUUCGCGCUGUAGACGACCCAUCCCGGUUCAGCGUAUAUCAUUCACGGGUAUACAGGAGACCAGAACGGUACACAGGGAAAACUGUAUUGGUAAUCGGUGUAGGCACUAGUGGUUCUGAAAUUGCUCGUGACAUUGCACCUGUUGCAAAGAAGAUCUAUGCAAGUCACAAAGAAUACGCAGAUUGGGAGACUCUUCACCCUUUUCAACGCCGUUCGUUCAGGCGUUUCCCUGAUGAGACUGAAUUUAUACCCAAGAUCUCCCAUUUCGAAUCGUUAUCUUCCCUGGACAAUGGAAUCAAGGAUGGGAAGAUUGUUCUGGUGAAUGGGACUGUUUUGGAAAAUAUCGACGAGGUUAUUCUAGCUACAGGAUAUAAACGCAGCAAUCCUUUCCAUCUUUCAGUUUUGAAUCAAACAUUCGGGGCUGAAUCUUUGGAAGCACCUCCUCCCUCUGACGUAUUCACCGGGCCUGCCUUAAAAUAUGUUCAUUGGACGGGCCACUUUAUUCCAGACCCAACACUUGCAUUUUCCACAAUCCGCCCAUGGACUGCUGGACAAUAUCAGUAUUACGGCCAGGCAAAAGUAUGGGAGGGGACAGCUCAUCUACCAAAUGAGGCGGGAUUAUGGGCGCAAUACAACUCGACAAGGUAUACCUUUUUCCGUGGGUUGUUCGGGACUGCGCCUUCUGAAGCUAUUGUCCGGCAGUACGUGACGUGGCUGAACAACGAAUCGCUCGAAAACGGUGGUCGACUCGUUAGCCCUUGGCCUGUUCAGAACCGGGAAGUAUUUGCAUACUAUGCCAACCAGGAAUGGGAGAAGGAUUAUUUGUCGAAAGAGAACUUCACCAAGUUCGAGAAUAUCCCGGAUCGCCAAUGGACACAGAAGGAUAUCUGGGAUAUAUCUGUAUUUGAAGAUGACUCUUGGUAA
Lentinula edodes (shiitake mushroom) is the source of this 1791-nucleotide messenger RNA. RefSeq names its product FAD/NAD-P-binding domain-containing protein. The record is from RefSeq and is a predicted model, not a curated record. The transcript has 12 exons. Gene Ontology annotation, molecular function: NADP binding; flavin adenine dinucleotide binding; N,N-dimethylaniline monooxygenase activity. Lineage: Eukaryota; Fungi; Basidiomycota; Agaricomycetes; Agaricales; Omphalotaceae. Bases 1 to 1791 code for a protein of 596 amino acids.